CUAAAUUAGCAACCACCGCCUUCACCACGAACGUCCACCAAGACCGAACUUUCGCUUGUUUGACCAUUAUUCUUUCGAGACCUAUGUCUUCGACGCUGAAGGACUACAUUGAAACACAAGACAGUCUUCUUAGGGAGGCUGCUGAGGCGCUGCCCCACCAGUUCAACCGUUGCACAUAUCCACUUGGCUCCAUCAGGCAGCCUGUAUACCUCUGCCUUACUUGUGCUUUACCCCGUGGUAUCUGUGCAGCUUGCUCGGUAGCUUGCCAUACCGACCACGAGCAAGUAGAGUUAUUUCCGAAGCGCGACUUUUGCUGCGACUGUCCUACCUCUGCCCUGCACCAUCCGUGUACUCUCCAUACCACCCCAGAAGACGAAAACACCACCAACCAUUAUGGACAGAAUUUCAAGGGAGUAUUUUGUCGAUGUGGAAGGCCGUAUGACCCCAAUACAGAGAGGGAGACGAUGAUUCAAUGCUUGGCAUGUGAGGAUUGGUUUCACGAGUCGUGCUGUAAUCUACGAGAACGGCCAGAUGCAGACCUCCCAUUGUCAACAAACGAGCCGCAAGCUCAAGCAGAUCCACAGCCACAAAGCGACGAUGUCGACGAUGGUGCAUCUGAUGCGUCGUCCUCAGAUCUUCCGCCGCCCCUCAUACGCGCUUCUGACUAUGAUAGUUUCGUUUGCGCAUCUUGUGCUAGGAAAAUUCCUACCCUACUUCGAUACGCUGGAACCAAUGGCUGUCUUGUCGUCGUCAGAGAUGAUGUCUCUGCACCUUGGAGAGUUAUCAGAGAGACAAAAAAUGAGACUGUCGACGUUGAUGUUCCUGUCGGGUCGAAACGCGCGCAUUCUUCGUCUGUUGAAGGGCCUGAAGCCAAACGUACUCGGACCGAGGGGUCCAACCCCAAAUCUCCAUGUCUGGUACCCCCUACUAACUCAGUCGCGCAAGGCAUACUUAUUGCAUCGAAGCCUGACCUUGGAACAGGCGAUGUGUUUCUCACCGAGGGCUUCAGAGACCGGUGGUGUCGUUGUGGAUCGUGCCUUCCUUCUCUCGAAGCCAACAAGUUCCUCCUCUUGGAGGAGGAGACAUAUGAACCCCCUGAUGAUCCUGAUUCGGGACUCUCUCUUGAAGAACUGGGUAUCAGAGCCCUUUCACGCCUCCCCCGAGAAAGAGCCAUUGAUGGAAUACAUGCGUUCAAUGCCAUGCGCGACGACUUGCUGAAAUACCUCCGUCCCUUUGCCCAAGAAGGAAAGGUAGUUGGUGAGGUAGAUGUCAGAGCCUUUUUUGACAGGUUGCAAGAGGAGAAAGCGCUUGGAGUGGCGCGAUCGUGAAGGAUCUACUCUUGUUUUCUUGUUCUAAGAUCACCCGAUACAUCAAGGAAAAUUGCAUGAGCGCUCUGGGCUCAGAUGUGGUUCACGCGUUCUAUCUCGGUUCCGCAGCUAAGAUCGUAUGCUUAUCGCUGCUCUGCAUUCAAGUACAUACACCAUCUGGAGGAUACAUCUGACCGUGCCCUGGGAAUGUUUCCCUGCAAGUUUCGUGGAUUCCGCAGGACUAAUAAGCGAUGUUUACGCACAUUCACAUCCUACAUUAAGGCUAUACCGACAAAUGGCCGGAAAAAGACACCUUUUAUGUAGAUCUGUACAAACGUUGGUCUAAAGAUGACCUAUACAUCAGAC
Guyanagaster necrorhizus is the source of this 1673-nucleotide messenger RNA. RefSeq lists its product as uncharacterized. The record is from RefSeq and is a predicted model, not a curated record. Gene Ontology annotation, molecular function: ubiquitin protein ligase activity; zinc ion binding. NCBI's taxonomy places the organism in Eukaryota, Fungi, Basidiomycota, Agaricomycetes, Agaricales, Physalacriaceae. Bases 84 to 1328 code for a protein of 414 amino acids. Gene Ontology annotation, cellular component: cytoplasm. The transcript is spliced from 7 exons.